CAGGUUACAUUUAAGGCUACCAACAUGGAGCAUGUCUGUAAGGAAAUCAAGGAAAAUGUUUGUGUUGAUUAUGAGAACGGCGAAAUAAAGGACAUUAUGCUAGCAAUGGAUAUUUUGAUGAAUCGAUUUGUAAAUGAAUUAAAAACAAAAUUCCCUCAGAUAAAGAUUGAACGUCUUGCAUUAUGAGGGAGUAUGUCAGAGAAAACAAGAAUCUGGGGUACAGACCGUAUGUGUGAUAUGGAAUUUGACUAUUUAGCUAUAAUGAAGCCGUGGCCGGGCUGUGGUAACUUUAAAUUCAACCAUACUACUCCAGGUGAGAUGGAUGUAGAAUACGAAGUUAUAGACCCUCAGUCAGUUGCUGGCGAAUACGAUCAUUUGAGUCUAGACGUGAAACAUGUAUUUCUAGCUAAUUUUUAUAAGUGUAUGCAUGAAAAAUGUAUGGAAAACUUUUGUGCGUCGGUUACAAAUAGAAACAUUAGAAACAUCUCAAACGGCUGUCAGUUCUGUUCUGUAUAUAUGCAAGCAGGUAAUUUAACCUGCACUGACACGAUGUUAUGGCCUUACAUGCAGCAAUCGAGCAACUUUGGACGACUAAAGUUUUUGUGGCGGAGUAAAAUAAACUCCAUAAAUAUACCAUAUACGUUUAAAGAUAUGGAUGAUUUACUCAUCAAAGGCUAUAACAGAAUCGCGUGUAAAAGUGAAACUGCUAACAGAGAUUCCUCGCCCCUAUCAUUGAAAUGGAGAAAGGAAAAAGUGAAUAAAAUUACUAUUGAAGUUGACUUCAAUCCUGUGCUGAUGGUAGAUGUUACAAGAGUUCAAAAUAAAGCUAAACCUGUAAGCAAACUUGAUAAAGAUAAAAACUAUUUCCUGUUCCCUAAAAGUCGUGAAGUUGGAGUCAAUUCAUGGAGAAUAUCUACUUGGGAAAUAGAGUUAGACAUUUUAACUGGAUCGUCCACCGAGCACAGGUUAGCAUACACCGUUUUGAAAUUCAUGUCAAAAAAAAAUCUUGGCAUCUUUGAGAUCAGCCAUAACCAGUACGAACUAAAGCUGGAUGUUAUACGACAUAUCCAAAACUGUAAAACCCCAAAUAUCGGUGCACAUGUGUGUUUAUUAUAUAUCCUACACGAUAUAGCUAUUUGCAAAUGUGAAUGUAAAAGGAUGCAUCCCCUCUUACAUUUCAAUUUAUAUGAUGUAUUCCGGUCAAAUAAGUACGAUUAUAUAUUGCAUAUUAUAUAUCUUAAAGUAUUUAUUCUUCUGUUAGCUAACCAAAAAGGUUUAUAUUCAGUUUCUGAAGUACUUCAUGAUUUAUUUUCUAUUAAGUCGGUAGAAGAAACAUUCAGUUCGGGCUCUGCAUCAUAUUGCACUCUGUGUCCUUCGGUUUUGUUAGGAGAGAAAUUUACACGUCAAAAAAAACUUGAACUUCAACGUCUUAUUAGAAUAAGAAAGAAGAACAAUUCCGAAAAUGUAUUAUUGACAGUAAUAAAAGCUAUGCAAAGGAUUGAACGUAAAAGAAAGUUACAGAUCCUUAUUCAAGAAAUGAAUCUGAGGAACGUCCAAUCGGAUGAUAAAACCGAGGAAGAGAGCGCGAGAUAUAUUACAUAACAUAAUGUAAUAUAGGCAUGUAUGUACCUUCAGUGUCUUACUCGUACGGUUCAUUAUAUGUGUAAAGAGAAUGUUGUAGAAUAUGUGAGAAGUAUAUUCAAUAAUGAAUAUGAUCAGUCAUAACAUCUGAAUGGUUAGUGUUAAAACUCUGUCAUUAUUUUGAAAAUAGAAUAAGAGAAUAUAAAUAUGUUU
Molecule: messenger RNA, 1794 nt
Organism: Mercenaria mercenaria
Lineage: Eukaryota; Metazoa; Mollusca; Bivalvia; Venerida; Veneridae
Exons: 2
Coding region: 193-1602 (469 amino acids)
Source: RefSeq, a predicted model, not a curated record